This is a messenger RNA of Helianthus annuus (common sunflower), 1132 nucleotides long. RefSeq names its product phosphoglycerate mutase-like protein 4. Gene Ontology annotation, cellular component: cytoplasm; cytosol. Gene Ontology annotation, molecular function: phosphatase activity. The record is from RefSeq and is a predicted model, not a curated record. The transcript is spliced from 7 exons. NCBI's taxonomy places the organism in Eukaryota, Viridiplantae, Streptophyta, Magnoliopsida, Asterales, Asteraceae. Bases 220 to 936 code for a protein of 238 amino acids.
UAAAGGUGAAAUGAAAGUGAAACAAACACAAGGGGAUGAUUUGUAAAUCAAGUACCGGGGAUAGUUUAACUGAUCAAAGUAACGUAUCUAAUUCCGUUGGACGGAAUCACAUGUCAUUGUUGAUGGCCGACCCUACCUUUUGAAGCAUUGAAACCCUAACGGAGCCAACAUAGAAAUCCAGUGAGGCGAAGAACACGACGACACGGAAGCUUCUCUUUGAUGGCCGACACUUGUUCCAGUAGUGGUGUUGACCGCGAUCCUGUUGUUCGGAAAUAUACUGAAAUCGUUGUUGUGCGUCAUGGUGAAACAGAGUGGAAUGCUGAAAAAAGAAUUCAGGGACAUUUAGAUGUUGACCUGAAUGAUGUCGGAAGACAACAAGCAGUUGCGGUGGCUGAAAGACUAUCAAGAGAGUCCAAAAUUUCUGCCGUAUAUUCAUCUGACCUGAAAAGAGCUCUUGAAACUGCUGAGACAAUUGCAAGUAGAUGUGGAGGGCUUCAGGUAAUUCAAGAUCCUAAUCUUAGAGAGAGACAUUUAGGUGAUCUUCAAGGUCUUGUAUAUGCUGACGCACCCAAAAUGAAACUCAAGGCAUAUAAAGCUCUUUUGUCUCCUGGAAGGGACGUUGAAAUUCCAGGUGGUGGUGAAAGUCUAAAUCAGCUCUAUAAACGUUGCACCAAUACAUUGCGAACGAUUGGCAGUAAACACCGAGGUGAGCGGAUUGUGGUGGUGACUCAUGGCGGUGUGAUCACAGCGCUUCACCAGCGGGCUGCUUCUUCAAGAAAGGGACACCGAGCAGGAAAGAUACUGAAUGUUUCGGUCAAUGUAUUACACUUAUCGGAUCCUGACAAAUGGGUCAUCAAAUCAUGGGGAGAUGUCAGUCAUCUGAAUGGCACUGGGUACUUAGAUUCGGGUUUUGGUGGCGGUCGAACUUCUGGUUAGACAUUUCAUACAUGUUAGUUUCUUGACUUGUUGUCAAGUCUUUGAUGGGCUGUGAAUUAUUGAUGUCUUGAAUUGAGUUGAGUUGUUUUUAAUCCCAUUAAUUGGGUAAUAGCGAUUUGUGCAAAGAUAUUAUGUUUGAAUUAUUGGUCCACAUCGCACAUGAUUGCAAAUGAAGAUAGUGUGGAUUAUUGGAGUU